Messenger RNA from Staurois parvus, 339 nucleotides. The record is from the annotation of a GenBank genome assembly. Lineage: Eukaryota; Metazoa; Chordata; Amphibia; Anura; Ranidae.
GAUAUAGUGAAUUCCGGGUCCUGGGAGAGCGGAUAUAGUGAAUGCGGGGUCGGGGGAGAGCAGAUAUAGUGAAUGCGGGGUCCAGGGAGAGCGGAUAUAGUGAAUGCAGGGUCCCGGGGAGAGCGGAUAUAGUGAAUGUGAGGUCCGGGGAGAGAGGAUAUAGUGAAUGCGGGGUCCGGGGAGAGUGGAUAUAGUGAAUGCGGGGUCCGGGGAGAGCGGAUAUAGUGAAUGCAGGGUCCGGGGAGAGCGGAUAUAGUGAAUGCGGGGUCCUGGGAGAGCGGAUAUAGUGAAUGCGGGGUCCGGGGAGAGCGGAUAUAGUGAAUGCGGGGUCCGGGGAGA